AUGGAGGUGGUGGGUCAGGACAGGGGCUAUCCGCUUUUCAGGAAUGACGCCCCAAUUUCUCCGACCAGCAGAUCUGCACGAUUGGCAGACGACGACGCCAUAUCACCUACGAGACGCGUACAAACCGCAGGAGAGUUCACAGCCGAACCACCGCGGCGACGUAGCUCCGGGCUUCCUAGACGUACUGGCAGUGCAAUAAGGUCCAGCAUAGCUCCUCGAACUACUCUGGCACCGGGUGGGUUCGGUCUGGGAGGCCCCGACGAAACGACUCAAUUGCAUCUGGCCCACCAGCCUUUUGUGCAGCCAGGUUAUGCCGACCUAAACCCAGCGUACGAGCAGCCUAACAAUGCGAAACCAGUCUGGUCCUUGGCCAAGCCGUUGCCGCGUGUGGUGCGGCCUGGCAUGGUGCCCACGAAAGAAGAGUUGCUUCAGAAUCGCAUAAAUGCCCAGCUUCCAGCUGAGAACUCCCAGAGAGUGGGGUUAGAAGUCGACCCAAAUGAUCUCGAGCAAGGCCGGAUUGAGCCAACUGUUGAUCCGCGCAAAAUAGCGGCUCAAGUCAAGGAUGCUCGGCUGCAGAGAGAGAACAAUUUCAUGAACAGAGUUCUCACGGGCGAUACUACCUCUCAGAGGCAAGGCUCACGGCUGUCCCGCUCCUCUUCAACUCGUUUGGGGCGUCCAUCAUAUUUUGAGGAGCAACCCGACCAACUGCCCCCGCUGAGCGAGGGGCCCUCCCAAGCGACCGAUGGUACAGAGACCGGACGCCCUCCCGAGUACACCACUGAGGAGCCUCUCGAGCCUGUGCCAGAGGAGCCACAUGGUAUUGCAGACGAGGCCGACGACAAGGUUGAGUGGCCUGCGCUCGACAGCUCAGCUUACCCCGAGGAUCUACAUCCUCUGAUAAACGAACUGGUGGAAGAUGAAGUUCACAACAACCAUACUACCUGGUCUGUUAUUCGCACCAAACAUCGGGAGGCGUUAGCUGAGGCACUGGCUGUCUUUGUGCAGCUCACGAUUGGAUUCUGCGCGGAUCUCUCUGUGACUGUUGCCAAUGCUGGGAAUCCAAACACCACUGCAUGGGCGUGGGGCUUCGCUACCAUGAUCGGUAUCUACAUAUCUGGUGGUAUUUCCGGUGCUCAUCUCAACCCUGCAGUUACUAUUCUUCUCUGGUUCUAUCGAGGAUUUCCCAAGGCAAAGAUGCCCGAAUACUUUGCCGCGCAAUUCAUCGCGGCGUUUUGCGCUGGCUUAGCGGCAUACGGACUCUACUACCACUCCAUCGAGGUCUAUCAAAGCAACCAUGCCGACAUUGCGGUGGUGAAUAGUUUUGUGACUAGUCAGCGUGAAGCGUGGAUCGGCCCGGCGACAGCGUUCUUCAACGAGUUCCUGGGUACAACACUCUUAUCUGUGACUAUCCUGGCUCUGGGUGAUGACCAAAAUGCUCCGCCCGGUGCUGGUAUGAACUCUCUCGUCAUUGGACUCGUCAUUACCUGUCUCACGUUGGCAUUUGCUUAUCAGACUGGAGCUGCGCUGAACCCCUCCCGAGACUUUGGUCCUCGUCUGGCUCUUCUGGCUCUGGGGUAUGAUGACAGCUUGUUUCUCAACCCCUACUGGUUCUAUGGCCCUUGGGCAGGCACAGUGUGCGGCGCCUUUAUAGGAGGCUUCUUGUACGACUUUUUCAUCUUCACUGGAGGUGAAUCUCCUGUGAACUAUCCUUGGGAACAGACGCAGCGGUCGUUGAAGAAGAGCCGCAUGAAGUGGAAGCGUCGUCUCCAUAUCGGCAAACAACAGCCGGAUGCGGCUACACAAGGUCCCGUCGGUCCCGUCGGUCCCAUCGGCGGCUGA
Penicillium chermesinum is the source of this 1839-nucleotide messenger RNA. RefSeq names its product MIP/aquaporin family protein. Gene Ontology annotation, cellular component: plasma membrane. The transcript has 2 exons. The coding region runs from base 1 to 1839 and encodes 612 amino acids. The record is from RefSeq and is a predicted model, not a curated record. Gene Ontology annotation, biological process: water transport; glycerol transmembrane transport. NCBI's taxonomy places the organism in Eukaryota, Fungi, Ascomycota, Eurotiomycetes, Eurotiales, Aspergillaceae. Gene Ontology annotation, molecular function: water channel activity; glycerol channel activity.